Megalobrama amblycephala (Wuchang bream) is the source of this 2451-nucleotide messenger RNA. RefSeq names its product pseudouridylate synthase 7 homolog. The record is from RefSeq and is a predicted model, not a curated record. The transcript is spliced from 17 exons. Gene Ontology annotation, biological process: pseudouridine synthesis. Lineage: Eukaryota; Metazoa; Chordata; Actinopteri; Cypriniformes; Xenocyprididae. Bases 100 to 2139 code for a protein of 679 amino acids. Gene Ontology annotation, cellular component: nucleus. Gene Ontology annotation, molecular function: RNA binding; pseudouridine synthase activity.
GUGGAAUGAUUGACAAUGCUAUAAGCCAAUAACACACGUCGAGGGGCGGGACUUUGUUGAGGAUUCGUUUCCGGGGUAUGUGCGAGUCAGAAGGAACACAUGUGUGGAUGUUUUGCGGCAGUUCGUCUCGUGUUCACACAAUCUGUGCUGUUUUCUUCUCAUUCUGUGUUAAAGCGCAUUGUUUACUGUCCAAAGAGAAGCAUUGAAGGAUCCCGCUGUGCUGCCACUCACUCCACACUGAUCUCUGAGCCGAUGGAGGAGUCUGGAUCCACACCGGUCUCUGUUCCUCUUCUGACCGGAGAGAAACGAUCUUUCCCUGAUGAGGAUCCGGAUCCCGCUGCCAAGAGGGUCAGAGUCGAGGAAGAGGAGAGCAGAAGAGGAGAGGAUGAGGAAGAGCAGCCGGAUGAGGAAGAAGAGCCGUGUGAGGAGGAGGAGGAGAGUUUUGCUGACAUGAUGAAGCACGGCCUCAGUGAGGCAGACGUGGGCAUUCACAAGUUCAUCAGCGAACACGAGGGCUUCUCUGGCAUCCUGAAGGAGAGGUACUCAGACUUUGUGGUCCAUGAGAUCAGUAAAGACGGGAAGAUCGUUCGUUUGGAUGAUCUGUCCGUUCCCGCGGAUGUCGAGGAAAUCUCUCCGGAGCUCAGUCCGGCCGAGUGUCAGAGUCUGACGGAGGAGCAGAAGCAGCAGCUGGCCGAGCUUCAGCUCUUCAAGAACAAAGAGGGGAACGUGGCCAUCGAGGUGCAGGAGGACUCAAAGGAGAAGCGCACUCUCCUGCACAAAGCCGUGAAGACGCUGUAUCCUGGCCUGGAGACCAAGACUGAGGACAGGGAAGGGAAGAAGUUCAUCGUGGCGUAUCAUGCUGCGGGGCAGAAAGCGCUGGCAGCUCCUCGAAAGCAUUCGUGGCCGAAGAACCGUGGGAGUUUCUGCCAUUUCGUGCUCUAUAAGGAGAACAAGGACACCAUGGAGGCCAUCAACCUUCUCUCCAAGUUCCUCAGGGUCAGGCCCAACAUGUUCUCCUACAUGGGCACCAAAGACAAGAGGGCCAUCACAGUGCAGGAGAUCGCCGUCCUGAAGAUCAGCGCUGAAAGAUUGUCUCACCUCAACAAAUGCCUCAUGAACCUGAAGCUGGGAAACUUUAGCUACAAGAGACAUCCAUUAAAACUCGGAGAGCUGCAGGGAAACCACUUCACGGUGGUUCUCAGGAAUAUCUCUGGCUCUCUGGAGCAGGUGGAGCAGGCCAUGACUUCACUCCGAGAAACCGGCUUCAUUAACUACUACGGCAUGCAGCGCUUCGGGACCACAGCCGUACCCACACACCGGGUCGGCAGGGCAAUAUUGCAGAACAACUGGAAGGAAGUGAUGGAUCUCAUCCUGAAGCCUCGUCCUGGAGCGGAGAAGGGUUAUCUGGUGAAGUGCAGAGAGGAGUGGGCGCGCUCUCACGACCCAGAGGCGGCUCUCAAGAAACUGCCGGUCAAACGCUGCGUCGAGGGCCAGUUACUGCGAGGCCUGGCCAAAUACGGCAAGAACAACAUCAUCACAGCGUUCGGACUGAUCCCUCGUAACAACAGGCUGAUGUACAUCCACAGUUACCAGAGCUACGUGUGGAACUCUAUGGUCAGCAAACGCGUGGAGGCCUUCGGGCUGAGAGCCGUGGAGGGAGAUCUGAUCCUCAGAGGAGGCUCCGCUCAUGUCCUGUCAGCUGACGAGGCAGAGAAACACUCCAUUCAUGAUGUGGUGAUGCCGCUGCCCGGGUUUGACGUCAUCUACCCCGCUCAUAGCGUGGGUCGAGGAUACAGAGACAUGCUGAGCGCCGAUGAUCUGGACAUCGAUAACAUGAGGCACAAAGUUCGGGAUUAUUCUCUGGCCGGCGCUUACAGAAAAGUCCUCACACGGCCCAGCGACGUCAGCUGGGAGCUGAUUCAGUACGAUGAUCCACGAGUGCCUCUCGUUCACACAGAUGUGGAGAAAUUAGAAAACGCUCCAGCUCCAGUUUACCUCACAGAAGGGAAGUAUCGGGCGCUGAAGAUGGAGUUUUCUCUGCCGUCCUCCACUUACGCCACGAUGGCGGUCAGAGAAGUGCUGAAGAUGGACACCAGCAUCAAGAACCAGACGCAGCUGAACACCACCUGGCUGAACUGACCGUCACAAACUCUCUUUCGCCAGGGUUACUCCUGCAGUUUAUUUUGCUACGUCGAGAAGAAGCUACACGUUUUUCUGUUUACUCAGUUUUAGUGUUAGGGUUUUUUUAAAGCUCUGCCAGAUUAUAAAGACAAUUAUUACAUGUUUUCAGAACAUCAGCAUAACCUGAACUUUGAGCAGUAAUUGAACACAUUCUGGUUCUUGUGAGAUUAAUUUAGCUAUUUGAUGAUUUAUUAUUGUAAAAUAUUGGAUUCCUGCUGAAUCUUUCAGUGUGAAUAUUUUAAUCUGAAUAAAUGAAUAUUCCUGAUCAUG